Molecule: messenger RNA, 740 nt
Organism: Nicotiana tabacum (common tobacco)
Lineage: Eukaryota; Viridiplantae; Streptophyta; Magnoliopsida; Solanales; Solanaceae
Product: ubiquitin-conjugating enzyme E2-23 kDa-like
Source: RefSeq, a predicted model, not a curated record
AUGUCUUCACCAAGCAAACGGAGAGAAAUGGACUUGAUGAAGCUGAUGAUGAGUGAUUACAAGGUGGAAAUGAUCAAUGAUGGCAUGCAAGAAUUUUAUGUGCAUUUCCAUGGACCUGCUGAAAGUCCUUAUCAUGGUGGAGUUUGGAAAGUGAAAGUUGAACUUCCCGAUGCCUACCCUUAUAAAUCUCCAUCAAUUGGCUUUGUUAAUAAAAUCUAUCAUCCAAAUGUUGAUGAGAUGUCAGGCUCAGUUUGUUUAGAUGUUAUCAAUCAGACUUGGAGUCCCAUGUUUGAUUUGACAAACGUGUUUGAAGUGUUUCUUCCACAACUUCUCUUGUAUCCUAACCCGUCGGACCCUUUGAAUGGGGAAGCAGCUGCCUUGAUGAUGCGAGACCGAACUGCGUAUGAACAAAGAGUUAAAGAAUAUUGUCAAAAAUAUGCCAAACCAGAAGAUGUUGGAGCUGCCGCAGAGGAGAAGUCAAGUGAUGAGGAGGUAAGUGAAGCUGAAUAUGACUCGGAUGAUGAGGAAAUGGCAGGCCCUGUUGAUCCAUAGUAAUACCUUCAUUUCCAUUACUAUCUGUAUGUGUAAAUGAUGUUAUUUAUCCUGUUUAAAAUCAAGUUAAACUUCAUAGUUAAAGACUAUUCAUUGCAAGGGGGAAGAAAUCCUAUAAGAAGUUCCCCUCUUCUGUAAGUUUAACAUCAAUGUAAAUAGUUUUUAAUGUUUAAUUUCCUUAAUGAUCU